AUGUACUCCCUUUUACUUACCGCAGCCUUCGUCUUCGCCGCGUAUCUGGUCUCGCUUGCCAUCUACAGGCUCUAUUGCAGCCCGAUUGCCCACUUCCCAGGGCCCAAGCUUGCAGCGCUCAGUCGGUGGUACGAGUUCUACCAUAAAGUCGUCCUGCGUGCUCAAUUCACCUUUCAUAUCGCCGAUCUGCACGGAAAAUACGGACCGAUUGUGAGAAUCAAUCUGGACGAGCUGCAUGUCUCGGAUUCCGAGUUCUGGGACACCCUCUACGGGCCAGGCAGAGUCGACAAGGCGCCUCUCCUUCCGCUGUUCUCCAAGAAGCGCAUCGCGGAUUUCCAGCCCGUCAUCCGCGAGAAGCUCGACAUCCUGUGCACCAAAAUCGACGCCUAUGUCGCCAGUGGCCGUCCUUUGGCCAUCAAGGGUGCUCUCACGGCUUUCUCGGGAGAUGUCAUCACCACCUAUGUCUUUGUCAAUCCUAUCGACAUCUGGAAUCCCCGGAUUUCAGGCAGACAUUCCACGAGCCGUUCAUGGCCGCCUCCGAGCCGCAGAUAUUCCUUGUCUCAGAGCUCGGGAAGGUCAGCAUACCCACGUCGCAACAAUCAGCGUGAUUACUCAGAGUCGGCAGCUAACCAGGGUUCUUCGACCGAGCAGGACUUCGACGUCAAACUCAAAGCUAUACUCAGGCACGGCGAAAGAGAACCCAGACCACCCCACGAUCCUAUACGAACUCGUCCGCGGCGACCUACCUCCCUAGGAGAAGCAGAUCGACCGUCUGAACGAAGAAGCCCAGCUCCUAGUCGCCGCGGGCCUGACGACCUCGUCGUGGGCCAUGUCCGUGGCAACGUUCCACAUCGUCCGGUCGCGGCACAUCUACGAGGAGCUCCGAGCAGAACUGACGGCCGCUCUGACCCACAAGUCUGGCGCCAGCACAUUCCCCUAGGCGGAUGUGGAGAGGCUGCCGUACCUCAACGCCUGCGCGAGCGAAGGUCUGCGGCUCUCCUAUGGCGUGACCUCGCGCAGCCCUCGCGCACGACUUCUUCCUCCAAAGCGCCCGGCUGGACUCGAAGGGCGUGA
Cladophialophora bantiana CBS 173.52 is the source of this 1074-nucleotide messenger RNA. RefSeq lists its product as uncharacterized. Gene Ontology annotation, molecular function: monooxygenase activity; iron ion binding; oxidoreductase activity, acting on paired donors, with incorporation or reduction of molecular oxygen. Lineage: Eukaryota; Fungi; Ascomycota; Eurotiomycetes; Chaetothyriales; Herpotrichiellaceae. The record is from RefSeq and is a predicted model, not a curated record. The transcript has 4 exons. Bases 1 to 1074 code for a protein of 357 amino acids.